AUGCAGCAGAAGCGUCUCGCCGCCGGCCUCGUUGCCGCCUUCGCCGCCUACGUCCAGGCCGAUUCCGACGUCACCCAGUUGACCAAGGACACCUUCGCCGAUUUCGUCAAGGCCAACGACCUGGUCCUUGCUGAGUUCUUCGCUCCCUGGUGCGGCCACUGCAAGGCCCUUGCCCCCGAGUACGAGGAGGCUGCUACCUCCCUCAAGGAGAAGGACAUCAAGCUCGCCAAGGUUGACUGCACUGAGGAGGCCGACCUGUGCAAGGAGUAUGGUGUUGAGGGUUACCCUACCCUCAAGGUCUUCCGUGGCCCUGAGAACAUCAGCCCCUACGGUGGUCAGCGCAAGGCUGCUGCUAUCACCUCCUACAUGGUGAAGCAGUCCCUGCCCGCCGUCUCCAUCCUGAACAAGGACACCCUCGAGGACUUCAAGACCGCCGACAAGGUCGUUCUUGUUGCCUACAUCGCUGCUGACGACAAGGCCAGCAACGAGACUUUCGGCAAGGUCGCUGAGACCCUCCGUGAUACCUACCUCUUCGGUGGCGUCAACGACGCCGCCGUCGCUGAGGCUGAGGGCGUCAAGGCCCCCGCCAUCGUCCUCUACAAGUCGUUCGAUGAGGGCAAGAACACCUUCACCGAGAAGUUCGACGAGAAGGCCAUCACAGAUUUCGCCAAGACCGCUGCCACACCCCUCAUUGGUGAGGUCGGUCCUGAGACCUACUCCGGCUACAUGUCCGCCGGUAUCCCCCUCGCCUACAUCUUCGCUGAGACCGAGGAGGAGCGCGCAUCUCUCGGCAAGGACCUUCGCCCUAUCGCUGAGAAGUUCAAGGGCAAGAUCAACUUCGCCACCAUUGACGCCAAGGCUUUCGGUGCUCACGCCGGAAACCUGAACCUCAAGACUGACAAGUUCCCUUCUUUCGCUAUCCAGGACGUUUCCAAGAACCAGAAGUACCCCUUCGACCAGGAGGCUGAGAUCACCCACGACUCCAUCGCCAAGUUCGUUGAGGAGUUCUCCACUGGCAAGAUCGAGCCCAGCAUCAAGUCUGAGCCCAUCCCCGAGACCCAGGAGGGUCCCGUCACAGUCGUUGUUGCCAAGUCCUACAACGAUAUCGUCCUUGAUGACACCAAGGAUGUCCUGAUCGAGUUCUACGCCCCCUGGUGCGGUCACUGCAAGGCUCUCGCUCCCAAAUACGAGGAGCUUGGUGCCCUCUACGCCAAGAGCGAGUUCAAGGACAAGGUUGUCAUCGCCAAGGUUGAUGCUACCCUGAACGACGUUCCCGAUGAGAUCCAGGGCUUCCCCACCAUCAAGCUCUACCCCGCCGGUGGCAAGGACGCCCCCGUCACCUACCAGGGUGCCCGCACUGUUGAGGACUUCAUUGAGUUCAUCAAGGAGAACGGCAAGCACAAGGCCGUCGUCAGCGUUGCCCAGGAGGAGGAGACCUCCACCUCCGAGUCCACCGCCUCCGCCACCGACAAGGCUGAGGAGACCAAGAAGGCUGAGGAGACUAAGCACGAUGAGCUGUAA
Clonostachys rhizophaga is the source of this 1521-nucleotide messenger RNA. Lineage: Eukaryota; Fungi; Ascomycota; Sordariomycetes; Hypocreales; Bionectriaceae. The record is from the annotation of a GenBank genome assembly.